UUGGUUGUUUGUCAGUUCUCUCACGAUGCUCAAGCGCUUUAUAGCUGCUGCUGGUUAAAGUAUUAAUCCGUAAGUGCGAAACAACGCUUAGGCACCCCUAAGGCUGACGAAGACAUUCGUUCAACAUAAAUCACUCCACAUCGUGAGAUGCGGAAAUAUUCUUACAUACUCUAGUUACACCGACCUAAUGCACCUCGCCAAAUGGAAAAACAUUCGUCCAUCCGCGUCAAUAUCUAUUGCCAGAUGGUAAUGAUGAAGUGCGGUUGAUCUAAAUCACGUGCACGUCGCGCCAACUGCAUUAGUUGAACUUCCAGUGUUGCCUUCACUCAGACUCUCGCUAUGACACGUAUCGACGGUGGUUUUGUGGACAACAACGAACUUGCUCACCACGGCGAUGAUCCUGGAGCAUACCCAUUCCCGUUUGGACAAUUUGCUGGUAAACGGCUUGAUGCCGUCUCAAAUAACUUGAGGUGGUGGACAACACGAGCCCACCUUGCAAGCAACUCCUGGUAUGCUGCCUACAUAAAGGCCAAUAAACGAUACGAAGAAUUACUUCUCCAAACUCCUGAAGCAUACCCCUUCCCCUUUGGCAAGCAUGAAAACGAUCGACUUGACAAAGUACCAGAAGAUCUCAUUUGGUGGAGUAUUCAUCCUUUACGGUCUAGUAACCUCUGGCACCAAAACCUGGUGGAGGCAAAUCGCCUUUAUUUGGACAAGGUAUACGACGAGAAGUCACCGGGAUCAGUCACAAUAUGGUUUGGAGAGCGGUAUAACGGAUAUAGGCUCGAUGAUGUGUACAAACGUCCUGGUUUCAUCAGAUUUUGUCUGAAACUGGAGCAUAACAAAUGCCCCUGGUAUUACAGGUUCGAAGACCUAGUUCAGAGGUACAAGAUGCAUCUCCAGACCCACCGACGGCCAUACCGCCCUAGAGCACCAGCGCACGUGGAACAUCCCACCGGGCAACUUCUCGGAAAAUGGGAUGAUGAUUGUGGGUCAGUGGAGCCAGACGAUGACUACGAAUGUGAUGACUUUGUAGUCAACGAUGAUGAUGACGAGGAGGGAAUCUACCAAGAGGAUGGUAGUGAUUUUGAACCAGCCAAUAACACCAGCAGUCCCACGGUCAAUGACGACUGUAACGGGCAGGGCAAAGAGGAGCAAGCUGACGAGUCUGAGUCCGCAAACAAUGAUACAGACGGGUUUGUUGCACAGGCAGGACAGCUCUCGCCAUCUCACGCAAGUGCAAAUAUCUCUCAAAGCUCGGUCUCAGACUUUGAUGACGAUACGCCUCUGGAUGAAUUACGCAAGAAGGCUAGGGCAAAAUCUGACAAGAAAAAGCGAGGGUCACGUCCUCGAACAAACGCCGAAGAGGCCAUUGGAGUUCGGACGAGGAAAGUGAUAUCUUUGACCAGCCCCCGUCAAAACGCCUCAGACGCAGGUCCAAACAUGAAGGUCAUCACUUAGUCCCUAGGUCUGCCAAGACCGGUCCCCACUCUGAUGCAGAGUCCAUUGCUACACUUGAUGAACCUGAAACUCCCCGUCGCAAUCAGCUUUCUCAAUCUCUCAGUGCUUUGUCGUUGUCACAGGAAUCCGCUGCAAGCCCACGCAACGAUGAUGAACUCCCACACGCAACUCGCAGGUCAACGCGACUUCAAGGGAAGUCUGUACGCCGCGAGUCCGACAAUGAUGACUCGGACAUACCAGAGUAUGAUAUUCAUACGGCUACACCUUCACGUUUGGGAAGACGUUAUCGUGCGCUUAUUCGGUCAGAUGUUGAGGAUUUAUAAUUCCAGC
Messenger RNA from Suillus clintonianus, 1791 nucleotides. RefSeq lists its product as uncharacterized. Lineage: Eukaryota; Fungi; Basidiomycota; Agaricomycetes; Boletales; Suillaceae. The record is from RefSeq and is a predicted model, not a curated record. The transcript has 5 exons. The coding region runs from base 340 to 1461 and encodes 373 amino acids.